Caenorhabditis remanei is the source of this 567-nucleotide messenger RNA. RefSeq lists its product as uncharacterized. The transcript has 2 exons. The record is from RefSeq and is a predicted model, not a curated record. The coding region runs from base 1 to 567 and encodes 188 amino acids. Lineage: Eukaryota; Metazoa; Nematoda; Chromadorea; Rhabditida; Rhabditidae.
AUGGCAUCUGGAGCAUUCGUCGGUGGAAGCAUGAACGCUGCACGCUAUGCGAUUGAAAACGGUGGAAGAGCUUCAAAUAUUGUCAAUGUAUUCGACAAGACAGCCGUGAGCUCUCUUGGAAAUCCAAAGUGGUACGCUAGAGUUGAUAUGCCACACGCCAACGUGCCAUACCAUCAUAUUAAUGUGAACAAAGCCAUCACUGGACUCAAGGAUCCCCAUAUUCGAAUUUCUGGAACGACUGCACAUGCUGCUGGUGUUGCUGGAAGAGCAUUAAAUGUCGUUAACAAAGUUGCGCCAAUUGCACUGGCUGCGUCUGUUAUUUAUGAUGCUGCCGACAUAAUGGACGAUUUUAAUAAGGGAAGAACUAAGGAAGCACAAAGGAAGGUCAUAUCUAAAACAUCAUCAUAUGUUGGAGGAGCCCAAGGAGCAGCCGCUGGAGCUGCAUACGGAUCGAUGAUCUUUCCGGGUGUUGGAACAUUGCUUGGUGGAGUGAUUGGAGGUGUAUUCGGUGGAGUUGGCGGAGGAUUCGUAGGAGAUAUUGUUGCUGGAAAUUUCAUAGGAGCGUGA